UAAGGCCUUCCGCGGGUCUAGGAGGGGGGCGAAAAAUCGUCCAAAUCAUGAAAAUAUCGAUAUUGGAGCUAUUAUCAUUUCUGACAGGAAAAUAAUCCCUCUAACGAUUCCACUAGGUCUUAAAUUGGAAAAAUGGCUAGAAAGUGCCAAAAAAAUGCUUUUGAGGAGGUGGGGGUCUGACCAAAGUUGCUUCAAAAAAUGCAAAACGGGUUGAAAACCUCCAUAGCAACUGGCUUUUCCACGCUUCCAAACCCCACAAUCCGCAUAUCGACACAAUCGGCAUUUCAAGGCCCGAUCGAAUGUUUUAUCGAUACUAGGCUACGAAUUACCCAGCCCGAGUAAUAAGCUCCCGAAAUGAACAUGUAUUCUUUAUUUUCAUUGGCUGGUUUGGGGGCGUCGGCUAAAUGCGCAUCGGUGAUUGGUCGAGGCGUCGGUAAUCGUAGCAACUUCAAUCCCAUAACACCCCGCGAGGACGCGAGGCGGCGAAUUUGAUCGGCCAUUUUUGUCUGUACUGGAGAUGCUCAUUCAACUGCGGUCAGCAAAACAACGUUCUCAAAGCUAUUUUUUUAUAUCAAGACGUGACAACAUCUUUUCAGGUGAGUAAAUAUAUGAGUCUAUCCAUACAUUAUAUGAUUUAUUGAUCAAUUCUUGAAUUUUGUUGAGAAUUUCUUCCCACAAGUUGAUGAUUAUCGACAACAAAGAUAAUCAGAGAAUGGCUUUUGUUUACAUGUGGUCUUUGCUCUACCUCGCGGAAUAUCGAAGUCCUAAUGUCAAAAUACCACUUCUGAUAAUGAUAUAUGCCAAUGUAGAUCUUAAUUUUAUCUGUCUAAUACCUAGUUUCCCCAUUUGUGUUUCUCCUAUUGCCUCAGUUUGUCCACUUCUUGUCUUGUCUCCCAGACUCGAUCUUCUCUCUGCCUUUCAAUUCAACAAUUGUGAGUUGAGCACUUCAUGUGAGUGUGUUAUCGUAUUUAUGCAUUGUUGAGUCUUGUGUGCGCUUUGCACGUAGACUAGAUUAGAUCUAGAUCUAGAAUUCCAAUUAGAGAUUAUACUGUGGGCUUUAUUAUUUCUCCAUGAAAUAAGGUGAUGUUUGUGCUGUAGUUCGGAAGAGUGGAAAUUACUAUAGUAUAAAAAUUUAGUGGUGGGCAGGUUAGAUUCUCCAUCCAUAGUAGAUCUAGAUCUAGAAUCUAAAUUCAGAGUGAUUUCUUACUGAGAGACCACCCAAGCAUUGUGAUGUUAGGUAUUGUAUGCAAUGACUAUCUUGGAAUAUGUAUCAAGAUAGGGAAUUGGCAUAAAGCGUUGCGGGAAGAAUUCCAUAACGAGCUACCACUAUGAAACAGUGUAGAAGUGAUGGUUAGGGGUUGGGGUACGGGUAGGGUUAGGGGUUGGGUAAGGGUUAGGUCUCUCCUGUAUUGUAUUUGUUGGGGUAGUCGCGCGUUAUGGAAGUUGCUGAGCAACUGUAUGUUGAUUUUGAUAUUAUUAUACUUACGAAGAUGUAUUUUCUAUUUCCUUCUCAGCCCAUUGUCCGCUAUGCCUGCCACAAAGUCUCAUUCAAGAAGUGAGAGCAAACGUGGUCGAACUUCUAAAAGCCGAAAGGAGGCUUUGAAAAAGGCACGAGCAGCAAGACAGAUUGAGAAAGUUCAAGAUGAGUCGAGUGCUGAGUUUCAAGUUGCGCCACCAGCUGUGUCAACAUCUGGGUCUCCGCCACCUUCGUCUUCGUCUUCGUCCUCAUCAGUACCUGAAGCAGCCCCGUCUCUUCCUGUACCAAGCACUCCACUCUCUGCGUCAUCACGCAAGCUGGCCUAUAACGCUGAAAGACACAGUGCUUCUUCUGAGUUUCUGGGCUCCACUGUUGUUGAGCUGGCAACGCUGAGACCCUUGUUUGAGAAUUUACUCUGCCCCCAGUGCACGACAGCUUCGUUGAAACUGACCUGUGAUUCGAAGAAGACAUCCGGACUAGCAGUAUUCCUGGAGAUUUACUGCACAACCUGUGAGCAAGCCGUCGCUAUGAACUACACCUCCGGUAAGACUGACAAAGUGUUCACUGUGAAUCGCCGUGUCAUUGUGUCCUCGUUGGUGAAUGGAAGUGGUUAUGCUGGCCUGGCAAAGUUUUGUGAAGCCAUGGAUAUGCCUACUGUCCACCACAAGACUUACCUAAAUCACCAGAAGAAAAUUCAUCAGCAGUCAGUGGCCAGCUCAGAUAAAAUUCUUUUGGAUACUCGUGAUGCUAUCGCUAGAGCAUAUCCGGAGCAGGAAGGAAAUGGUGUCCUGGACAUUGACGUUUCCUAUGAUGGCAGUUGGCACACUCGGGGACACACUUCGAAUUCAGGAGUCGGCUGCGUCAUAGAAAACCGAACUGGCCUCGUCGUUGAUUUUCAAGUGUUGAGCAAACACUGCCACAAGUGUAAGGCGGUCGGGGCACACCUGGAAGGGGAGGCGUAUGAGCGAUUUUGGGCUGCUCACAAGGAUGAGUGUGACCGCAAUCACACUGGCUCGUCCGGCAGUAUGGAGCAGAAAGCGGCUGUCAUGUUGUGGCAGAGGUCAGAAGAGAGGGGCUUCCGUUACCGGAGUGUGGUCUGCGAUGGAGAUACCAACACGAUCAAGCAGAUCAAUGAAGUCAAGCCAUAUGCCGACGUCACAGUUGAAAAGAAAGAGUGCGUGAACCACGUCGCCAAGCGCCUUGGAACGGCUCUUCGAAAGCUUGUAGAGGACAAGAAAAAGGUGAAGGUUACCCUUGGGGGGCAUGGAAAGGGCAAGCUGACUCAGGCCAAGAUUGGGAAGCUCCAGAAGUAUUACAUCAGAGCUGUUCGUUCACACAGCACUGUGGCUGAGAUGAAGACGGCAAUCUGGGCUUCAUUUUACCAUUGCUCAUCGACAAACACCAAGCCACGUCACGACGAUUGCCCUAAAGGUACACAAUCCUGGUGUUUUUUCCAGAAGGCAAGGGCCAAGGGGUUGCCGCACCCUGACCAUGACAAGCACAUGUCGACGUUUAUUAGUGAGUUUGUUGCGGAGCACAUGAUUCCUGUCUACACCCGCCUGACUGAUGACGAGCUGUUGUCCAGAUGCACAGGUGGAAAUACUCAGAACGCCAAUGAAAGUGUUCACUCUGUCAUCUGGGCGCGGUGUCCCAAGCAUGUUUUCGUUGGCCGACAGAGGUUGGAAAUUGCAGUGGGACUUGGAGUGGGUGAGUUCAACCAAGGCGCUCGGGCAACACACUACUUUCUCCAAGAACUUGGACUCACCAUUGGCGUCAAUACCAGAAAGUGUGGUGGCCAGAGAGACUCUAUUCGGAAACGGAAGGCAGAAAAGGCUAACGAAAGUGUUGCGAAGAGAAGGAGGGACAUCAGGAGAACAGCGCAACUUCGGGAGGAACAGCGGCUUAUUGAAGCAGAAGGUGGAGAGCAGUACUCUGCUGGCGGUUUCUAAAUUGGAUUAUGUUUUCAACAGUGAGUACCAAAAUGCAUGUAGUGUGAAGUCAUUUUAUGUUGCUUGUUGUUGUUUUUUUUGUUAAUCUAACAGUGAAUGGAUGUACUCUACUAAUUUGCAUGAUUGGAGUAUCAAAUUUUCCUGUGAUGUUCAAUUUUUUGCAUUUUUGUACUUUUUCCUCGUUUUCUCAGCUCGUGCUUUUUCUUGGGGGGUGGGUUUACAAAGAAGGCCAUUUCACAGAAACCAGUUGUCAGAUUGUCUUGCAAUUUGGCACACACUUUCACAAGUGCCAUGGCUAUGCUCUGAUAACAGGAUUUGAUAGUUACUUAAUUUUUGUAUGAGUUACAUUGCUGUUUUUGGGGGGAAAAAUUUGAAAAAGGUGUGAAUGCUGAAACGACUAGCAGAGCACUUACUUCGACCACCACUGUCAGAAAAAUAAUGAAUCUACAGUAAAACCCUGUUAUACAUACAUGCCACAGGGUAUUAUCCAUGCACACAUGCAGUUUUGUGAAGUUUCAACAAAGGAUAGUGGAGAUAUUAUCUUCUUUGUUAUGUAAUGAUUUUGAUACCCGAGACCCCUAAAUGAUCCAGUAAAGAGUCAAAAAGAAAACAACUGUGGUAAAACUGUACCAAAAUGUCAAAAUUAACCCCUUGUUAACCUUCUAUGAUGCCUCAAAUCCUUUAAAUGCAGGUAAUUAAUCAAAUCACUCUCAAUGUAGCUUCCC
Molecule: messenger RNA, 4151 nt
Organism: Aplysia californica (California sea hare)
Lineage: Eukaryota; Metazoa; Mollusca; Gastropoda; Aplysiida; Aplysiidae
Exons: 1
Coding region: 1348-3426 (692 amino acids)
Source: RefSeq, a predicted model, not a curated record